CUACAUUCUAGCCUCCGCUCCAGAUGCUGUCGCAGCAGCCGAGAGGCUGAGAGAGAGAGAGAGAGAGAGAGAGAGAGAGAGAGAGAGAGAGAGAGGCUGAGAGAGAGGACCCGCCUGAGUGGCUUGGUGCUGGAUUUCUGCAAGGUGUGUGCUCUGCAGUAGACGGCAGCCAGGAAAAAUAGGGGCCCCACCGAGGCAAAGCCUGUCCGUCCUGAGGAACCUGCGCCAAGUCCAUGACAUUGAGGAACACAAAUGAUGGACAAGAAAAGCGCAAAUGGCUAUCCUUCCAAAACCCCUGAGGGAGGCAGUCAGAGGAAGCAGAUCCCUUACUCGGUGGAGACGCCCUACGGCUUCCACCUGGACCUGGACUUCCUCAAGUAUGUGGACGACAUCGAGAAGGGCAACACCAUCAAGAGGGUGCACAUACAAAGAAAAAACAGAGGUCCCAAGUACAGCACACUGCCACGCAACUUCAGCCUUCCUGGCCAUGGGGCCCGACCUCCUCCGAAGGAGGUGUGGUCGUCUGGCACCUCCACCCUCGGGCCCAAGCCCAAGUCGCGCGUCACCGAAGUCCAGCAGAUCUUCGAUUUCAAACCCAGCGACGGCGGGUCCUCUAAUCUCUCCAGGGUCUCUCAAGGGAGUAGUAGCUACAGCCCGCCGCCGAGGCCUGCGGAGGAGGUCAAAACUCGGAUGUACGAGGACCAGUCGCCCCCGAGUCUGCUGGUGAGGCCUAACCUGCUCCGAGCCUCCAGCAUGCCUGUUAACGUGCCCCGACGGAAGGGCUCGGACUCCUCCGAGGAGCGCAGCCCCGUGUCACUGGGGAGUGAGUCGCAGAAAGAGAACGGCGGCUCCUACGAGAGACUCUUCAAGGCGGCUGACGGCGGAGACAGACGAGGGAGCAUACCUCAAGAUCGGGCCAGCCUGCACCUGCAGAUCACCAACGCCUUGAAAAGGGUGCGGGAGCUGGAGGAGCAGGUCAGGACCAUACCGGAGCUGAAGUCCAGGAUCUGCUCCCUGCAGGAGGAGAAAGAGCAGCUCUUAAAGACAGUAGAGGAGCAAGAAAAAAAGCAGCAGAAACAGCAACAGCAGCAACCUCUAUCUGUCAGUCAGGCUGCGGAGGAGGAGGAGGAGGAAGAGGAAGAUGAGGAGGAGGAGGAAGAAGGGGAGGAGAAGGAGGGAAGAAUGGCAGCUGAAAGUCCAAAGCGAGAAACAGAAGAUCGUGAUCUGCCAACCACUAUGAUAUUCGUUGAGCCCCCCACCCCAGAGGACGAGACCAAAGCCAAAAUAGAGGAAUCAGAACCCACCCAAGAGGAGACAGCGAGUAUUGUCGGGAAGCAGACGUCAACGGAAGCAUCAGAGGUACAAGGGAGCUCGUCAGAGAAAGAGGCAGAAGCAAAGUCAGCGGCCCUGUCCGAGACAGAAUCACAGAGACAAACAUCAAACAGCACCACAGAGCAGGAAGCAGAAACCCCAACGACCUCAGUGCAGGAAUGUGAAGAGCCCAUCAAGCCAUCCAGACGUAGUCUGGAGCAACACGAAAGCAGGACAGAACACCCAACAAAUCACUUUGAAGAGAAGCAGAUAGAGCUCGCAGAGGCCGUUGCAGAGCAGGCAACCGUGCCAAGAGUCCCAUUAGAGUGCCCUGUAUCUGUUGUGAUAACAGAGGCAGAGGAGGUGAAGGAAGAGACAGAUGAGGAGGAGGAGGAGGAGGAGGAAAAGGAGGAAGAGGAAGAGGAGUGUGGGGAAGCAGACAUUAGUGACAAGGAGGAGACUGCUGAACAAGUAAAGCGUCCCUCUGAAAAAGACAGCCAAACUCUGCUCAUUCAGACACUGCAGGCCAAGCUUCGGGACUUGGAGGAGCAGCUGAACCUUUCCAACCAAGAGCUGGAUGACACCCAGACCUUACUGAGGGAGCAGGUGGAAGAGAACCGGCUGAAAGAAAAAAGAAUACAGGAGCUAGCUGACAGGGCAGAGGAGCUAGCCGAAAGGGCUAAAAACGACAUGGUCGACGUGGCUGUCUCGGCUGAGAGUCCGCCUCAACCUGAGCCAGUUCUGACCACUGACGCGUCAGUGUCUACUGUUCACGUAAGUGUGUCCGAAAAGGCCAUUUGCACAGACGAAGAAGAAGUGCAACCUCACAACGGCCCUAAAGAGACAGACAUGGCCUGCUCCAGCACUCAGACACCAUCUGUCGAGGCCAAAGAUAUGGAGGUGCUGGCCAAGGCGACAACCUCAGAAAAAGAGGUUGGGGUUGAGGUUGCUACCUGUGACCAAGCAGUGGAGACAGAGGCCCAAGUGGACAUCGUCUCCAGUGUGAAGGAGGAGAGGAACGAGAGAUCAGAGGAAGUGUCAGAGCAGGAGAAGGUGGCCCCUGAAGGGGUGGCUUCUCACACAGACAGCAAAGCUAGUGAGAAUGUGGUAAGUCAUGUGAAAGUGGAUGAGAGUGAGAAGGAGAACGUUAAAGAGAGUGUAGAGGAGGACGUAGAGGCAGGAAGCAAAGCUGAGGAGAAGAAAGUGCUUACGGAGGACGGUGGGGUGAAAGAGAGAGUUGUUCCAGUUCCAGAGAGUGCGGUCACAGAACCGACCCCUGCUGACAGUGCAGCUGUCGAGAAAACAAAAAGCGAGGAGGCUGCCAAGGAGCCUACUGUCGCCAAGGAAGCAGUAGCAGUGGGGUCCCCGAGCUCAUCAGAGCCAUCCCCAAAACCACAGAAGGAGGGGCAGCCAGGGCCAGCGCAGGAAGCCCAGUCACAGUCUCGGCGCUCCAGCAGUGAGGGCUCGGGCGGCUCGGCCUCGCCAGCGGCCAUCGGACACGUCGUCACCCGUAUCCAGGGCCUCCUGAACGAGCAGUGGAGCAGCCUGGGCAGCAGUGGCAGCCCGGCCACCACCGCCACCGCCGCCGCCGCCACGGGGCCGGAGUCGGGCCAGGUCCGGGUUGCCCAGGCCCGGGUGGCAGCGCCCCCGAGCAGCGGUGCCCCCCCCAAGCAGCAGCCGUCCAAGUUCAGCUCCAUCCAGAGCCAGCUGGUGAGCUCGCUCAGCGUCCUGUCCUCCUUCUACUCGCCAGGCCAGAAGGAGAAGGCGGCGGCAGCGGCAGCCUCGCGGCAGUCAGGUCUGAAAUCUAUUAUGAAGAAAGAUGGCUCCCCUCAGAAGCCAGGAAACGGAGCGACAAAGAAGAACCUGAAGUUUGUGGGCGUCAACGGGGGCUAUGAGAGUACCUCCAGCGAGGAGUCCAGCGGGGAGGAGCAGGAGCACCGACAGGAGGAGGAGGAGGAGGAGGAGGAGUUCUCAGAGCUGGAGGAACUGAAAGAGGAGGAGGUGGAGGAGGAGGAGGUGAAAGGCCCUGCGCCCGGCGCUGUGGGCCAGGACGAUGCUGUCUCAGCGGGGGCUGAGGAGGAGGAAAAGGAGAAGGCCGGGGGGCCACGAGGGCCCAUGGAGUCUGAAGGAGCUGAGGCCCUCCUGAGCUCUCCCAAGCAGCCGGUCAGUGAAGUUGUAGAUAAAGACUUCAUGGCAGCGUGCUACUACCUAAAGGAUCACAGGAAUGAAGUUGACAACCCAAACAAGGAGAUGAGGCAGGUGUUGAUGGUGCUCUAUCAGGAGUGGUUUCGCGUCUCCAGCCAAAAGGACUCGCAGGCCGAAACUGUGACCCUCUACCUGAGGGAGGUGGGCAACGCCACGCCCACUCUCCUCAGCUACAUCAUCAACCUGGCGGACGGCAACGGCAACACGGCACUGCAUUACAGCGUGUCCCACUCCAACUUCCCCGUGGUCAGACUGCUCCUGGACACAGAGCUGUGUGAGGUGGACCACCAGAACAAGGCGGGCUACACAGCCAUCAUGCUGGCAUCGCUCACAGCAGCCGAGAGCCCAGAGGACGUGGAGGUGGCCCAGCAGCUCCUGCAGAAGGGCAACAUUGACGCACGUGCCAGCCAGACAGGGCAGACGGCUCUGAUGCUGGCGGUCAGUCAUGGCCGCACGGCGAUGGUGCGCGUGCUUCUGAACUGCGGGGCCAACGCGAACGUGCAAGACUACGACGGCUCGACCGCACUCAUGUGUGCCUGUGAGCAUGGUCACGCCGAGAUUGCACGGGUGCUGCUCCAGAACUCCAACUGUGACACCUGCCUCAAAGACAAGGAUGGCCACACAGCGAUGUCGGUGGCCACUCAGGCUUCCCACACGGAACUGGUUGACAUUCUGAAGGCCCACGCCCCCACAGGUGACCAGUGCUCCCCGGCUGCUGCUCCCCUCUGAGUCCUGGGUAACCUGCCUGCCCAACAUUCCUCCUUUCCAGAGAAACAGCAACAGGACACAAAGGCUGCUUUCACCAACCAGCAUCUGCCUCUCUCUGUCUCUCUCUGUCUCUGUCUGCCUUCCUUCCUUCCAUCCAUCCAGCUGGCCCUCCUCUGUCUGCUGACCACCAGAGGACGCGACUCACAACCCUACUGUCAUCCGAGAGCCUUGGCCAACGUUAUUUUUGGGACUAAUUAUUAGGAUCUGGCAGGUUGCCGAAAAUAAUUCUGUGUGGCAGUCAGACUGGGAUGGGGUGAUAUGGGCGCAGGGGUCCUGCUUCGAGGAAAUUCCAAGGUCGUCUUUUAUGCUGCAAAACAAAAACCCCAGAGGUGGCAGGGGUGCCCCCUGAAGCACAUAACAGCUUCAAGCUCUUAUCCGUGGGACCUGGAAGCGUCCAUUGAUUUAUGUUCUCGGUCUCAACUGUUCUUUUCUACCAUUUUCCAAUUGUUAUAUUUGCUUUGUCGGAACAGCCAUGACCAAGGCUGUAUUUUUUUUUAAUGAUUGAUCCACGUUAUUUAUUUUGUAUUGCACUUUGUUUGUAUUCUGUGCCCAGUCCUGAUCACAACCUGAUAUAACGACUCGUGAGUCUUCCAAUAUGAAGGUUUUAGCAGUUGGGUGCAGCCAGCUUUAUUAUCAACAAACAAACACAUAGUCGUGUGAGUGGAGAGCUGGACAGGCAAGAGAAGUGCUAAAGCCAAUAUAAGCUCCUCGUGAAGCUCUGUGAUUCCUUCAACGUCUAUAGGGUGCUCUCUCAAGAGACAGCAGCAAACGCCUCACUCAAAAGAGUGUAGAAAAGUAUUUGUAUAUGAGCCCUUUUUCUAUAUAAAUUGCAGGUAUAAAUCCAGUCUUGACAGUUCUUUAAUAAUGUUGAAGUAGUCUUUUUGACCAUCGCCCACUACAAACGGGCAACAUGCUGAGAGUGAACUGUAACACACAGGAAGGAGGAGAAGGAGCCACGAUAAAGCAAAUAAAAAAAUGAAAUGGCAAUGCAGCUCGCCAGUCUGGUUAAAAAAAAAAGAUCUAGUCAAUGAAUUUACCGUGCACAUAAAAAUGGUUUCCCCCUUGGUUAACUGUGAAUCUAAAGGCACAGAAAGAUUUCAUUGGCAUCUGAUUUUAUGUGAUUGGCAUUGAGAGGCCAAACUGCUCAGCUGCAUUACUUGUUUGGUGAUCUGGAACAUAAACUCGGUUAGCAACUGGUCGUUCACAUUUUGAAGAGGAAUCCAUGUGGAUGUUAUCUUAAUUCCCAUAAUAUCAUGAAAAGCAUCUGUGAAUGUAAGUUGUGACUCACAACUCUUUGUGGGUGGGGAUGUAAAGCCAACCAAUUUAUUUGGCCUUUGAAAAAAAGCCAACCUAGACAGAACUUUUAAUAUGCCAUAACUCUGAGUGUCCUUUCUAUGCUCUUUGUAUGUAUGUGUCUGUAAAGAAAAUUAUGAAUCCAAGGCAAAUAACUUCAGUUGUACUAUAUCAAGUACAGGGUUUUUCUAUACUGUCAGUGUACAAGAACAGCUAGCAUAUGAUGUAACAUGAGCAUAUUUUGCUCAGAUUAAUAUACAUAAAGUCAAUCACAUUUCUUAGUUAUUUAUCUUUUCACACUAAGCAUACCCUUAUUUUUUCACUUGCUUUCUAAAUUUGACCCAUGUCUUUCUGUGUCAUUGGCUGUCAUUGUCUUAUCGUUAUCAACAUCAUAAUUAUUGUCAUAUGUAGCCUGUACACCAUUAUUCAAUUUAAUGUCACUGCGGGCCAGUUUUUCAAAUUCCUCCCAUCAAAGGGGCCGUACACGACAUAUGUAUGUAGGCCUAUUAUGGUUGUCAACAGUCAAUGUCAAUUCAAAAGUCAAUUAGUUGAGAUGGGGGGUUUGGGGGUCCUAGAAAAUGUUGCAUUUCUUAGAUGUAAUUUCCUGCAUUUCCUGGCCCGUUUCGGCUCAAUACGGAACUCAUACAUUUAUCUCUAAAAGGUUCCAUUUUGUUCUGACCUUGUGGGGGGCCAGAGCCUUGCUGCCCAAGGGCCGCAUCUGGCCCCAGGGCCGCCAUUUGAAUAGCCCUGCCGUGGAUCCUCUGUGUUUUGUCACACUGCCAUUUGGGUUGUUUAUAUUGUCUCUCCCUAAUGCACAUUGCCACAGCACCCCAUACCAUUUGUCUGGGUGGCCACUGUCAGCACAUUUCGCUGUGUUGAUUUGACACCUGGAAGACUCAACUCCAAAGUGUUGAAUUGGCACUGCAAAAUGGAUUGUGCACUGGCAAAAUCUUCACUCAUGAAUGACUCCACAAAACCAAUUUUCUAGCACAAGUUGCACAAGUGUAGAAUGGGUUGCAUAGGCGGCCAAGUGUUAAGACGAUGGGGAUAAAAGAGUAUAUCUGAACAAUAAUUAAUUCUACAGAAAAUAUCUAUUAAAAGACGCAUAAGGCGGUUUCCUCCUCCAAAGCGAGACAUGACAAGGAAAAGUGAAAGAGCACAUAAUCCAUUAUGCCUGACGUCAUGCUCAUACUUAACGUUUGUAUUCCCAUGUUGAAUGUCUUUGUGGCCAAAAAAAAAGUUUAUCAUAUUUUUUUAAAUACCAGCAACUGUUAAUGUCUGGCUUUGGAUGAAGAAACACGUACUGCUGACAAAUCAUUAUCUCUAUCAAAAAGUAUUUAUUUCAAAGUCUAUAUUUUAUAAAUAUAUCUAUAUAUGCAUGGGUCAAGUGUUGGAAUUAAACAUGUAUGAAGUUUCGGUCUGAUUCUACCCUCUAAAAAUCACGUCUAUGUAAAAAAAACAGAUGUUCUCAAGAAGGGAAGAGUUAAAUCAUUGCUUGUUUUUUUUACUCAAGUUUUAUUUUUAUUUUGAUUCUCUCCCUCAUUUAAGACAGAUCAGUUGCAAAGUCAGUUUCACAACAAUGGUUCAGUAACUAACCUAAAAUAUGAGAAAGUGCAUCUUUGCUCAAGUCUUCUUGGUCAUGAUAAAGUUGUUCAUUACAGCGCUGAAGCAUUUCAACUGGAUGUCAACUUUGUACAAAUCAGUUAGCCAUGAAUAUUAUGCCUAAUAUAUUAUGGACCUGUUGUAUCCUAACCAUUUACUUAAUAGAAAUUCUAAAUAAACAGGAAAUCUUGUUUGA
Messenger RNA from Engraulis encrasicolus (European anchovy), 7375 nucleotides. It is a transcript of the gene kank4, whose product is annotated as KN motif and ankyrin repeat domains 4. The transcript is spliced from 10 exons. Gene Ontology annotation, cellular component: cytoskeleton; cytoplasm. The record is from RefSeq and is a predicted model, not a curated record. The coding region runs from base 253 to 4245 and encodes 1330 amino acids. Gene Ontology annotation, molecular function: protein binding. Lineage: Eukaryota; Metazoa; Chordata; Actinopteri; Clupeiformes; Engraulidae. Gene Ontology annotation, biological process: negative regulation of actin filament polymerization.